This is a messenger RNA of Neodiprion fabricii, 3387 nucleotides long. RefSeq names its product peroxisomal hydratase-dehydrogenase-epimerase-like. Gene Ontology annotation, molecular function: oxidoreductase activity, acting on the CH-OH group of donors, NAD or NADP as acceptor. NCBI's taxonomy places the organism in Eukaryota, Metazoa, Arthropoda, Insecta, Hymenoptera, Diprionidae. The transcript is spliced from 14 exons. The record is from RefSeq and is a predicted model, not a curated record. Bases 47 to 1666 code for a protein of 539 amino acids. Gene Ontology annotation, cellular component: cytoplasm.
CGAAACCAUUAAUUUAGUCGCAGAAAAAUUAGGAAGCAGACCGAAAAUGUUCACGAUUAAGAAUAAAACCGUUCUGAUCACUGGAGGGGCUAACGGACUUGGCUUUGCCUACGCUACGGAACUUUUGCGAAAUGGAGCCGCGCGAGUGGCGGUUCUCGAUUUGAAGAACUCGAACGGGGAAGAAGCGGAGAAGAAGCUUAACAGUACGUCCGGAAAUGGAAAGGCGCUCUUCAUCGUGUGCGACGUGACAAAACCCGAGGAGCUGGAAGCUGCGUUUGCCAAGACCGUCAAGGAGUUCGGUGGACUCGACAUCGUGAUCAACAACGCUGGAAUAAUGGACGAUUCACGUUGGGAGCUCAUGAUCAACAUUAAUUUGACAGCCUUGACUCGCGGAACGUUGCUGGGGCUUAAAUACAUGGGAAAAGACAACAACGGCAAGGGAGGAGUAAUCGUGAACGUAUCUUCAGUUCUCGGCCUGAUGCCAAUCGAAAUUUUCCCCAUCUACAGCGGGACCAAACACGCGGUCGUCGGUCUGACGCGAUCAUUUGCGAAACCAUAUCACUACGAUAGGACCGGUGUAAGAAUGCUGACCGUCUGUCCGGGCGCUGCGGAUACUCAACUGCUCACCCAAUGCGAUGGACGAACGUUGGACUGCAUCAGCUUGGAAGCGAUCCAACAAAUUAAGGCGGCCUACCCAGUAAUAUCGACCGAUGAAGCCGCGAAGGGUAUGAUUCACGUUAUCCAAAAGGCGGAAAAUGGCGGCGUGUGGAUCAUCGAAUCCGGGAAACCGGCUUACGAAGCUGCGGUUUCCGAUUAUCCCACCGCGAAGAUCCCGACUGAAGGAUUGAUUAAACAGGGUGUGACCGCAACAAACAUGGAGAUACAGAACAAAAUUGCAUUGGUAACCGGAGGGGCCAACGGCAUAGGCUUCGCCCACGUCAGGGAACUAUUGCGAAACGGAGCUGCGCACGUGGCGAUUCUCGAUUUGGCGAAUUCGAAGGGGGAUGAAUCGGCGAAAAAACUGAACGCUGAAUUCGGAUCCGACCGGGCAAUUUUUAUCGUCUGCGACGUGACGAAGCAACAGGAGUUCGAAGAUGCGUUCGCCAAGGUCGUCAAGGAGUUCGGUGGACUCGACAUCGUGAUCAACAACGCCGGAAUAAUGGACGACGCGCGGUGGGAGCUCAUGAUCGAGAUCAACAUAACAGCCGUGGUGCGUGGUACUUUGUUGGCCUUCCGGUACAUGGGAAAAGACAAGGGUGGCAAAGGAGGAACCCUCGUCAACGUUGCCUCCGUGGCCGGUCUGGUUCCGGGAAAGCCCUUCCCCAUAUACCACGGCACAAAACACGCCGUAAUUGGUAUCAGUCGCUCGUUCGGGCACCCGUAUCACUACGACAAAUCGGGAGUUCGAGUCCUGACGUUGUGCCCGGGAGGCACGGAAACGCAACUGGUUACGAAAGCUGGCGGACGAAUGUUGGAUAUGGUUGAACAACAAGAGCUCUUUGAUCUCCUCGACAGCAUCCCCAUUCAACGACCAGAAAGUGUGGCGACGGGCAUGAUUGAAAUCAUAAAGGCUGGCGAAAGUGGAAGUGUGUGGAUGGUCGACAACGGAGAACCGGCUUGGGAGGUCGACAUUCCCGAAUAUCCGGUGAAGAAGGCUUCGACGUGAGGGUGAAAGCUUAUCGACUUCGGUUGUACGCCGGCAUUGAUGCAGGGCGAAAGAAACGAUCGAAAAUGACACCGAGCGGAAAAGUUUUUAACCCCGACCUACUUCAUUGUUAAAUCGUUUACGAUGUAAUAAAUCACAUGUACCUCAAAUGGAAUAGCAUAUUCUAAUACGAAGUUUAGAUUCGAGUAUACGACCUCGAAUAGCGAAUAAGAUAUUUCAGAAUUUUUGUUUCUUUUACUUUGGAGAUGGUAUCGACAGCAUCGAGCAAAGAGUCGAUAAUGACUUCAGCAAUCUUAUUGAAUGACAAAUAGCGACGAUUUUGAAGAAAGAACGUCAAAGCCAAUAACCAAAUAUAAAUAAUUUUCGAUUGAAUCAAACAUUUUUUCCCGAUUAAUCGACUGACUCGAUUAUUUUUCCCUCAUAAUCAGUUUUUGUUUUUUACUCCAAUGAACGACGCAAUGCAAUAUCAAUUCAUGUGAUUAGCGUAUCGAUUACUAACAUUGUCUUACUAACUAAGUAACUAUCCGAUGCGAUAAAUGAAGGAUAAAUGAAUAUUUUUACCUGAAAUUGAAAAAUAUUUUGGAUGAAACUAUAAAUUAUCAAUAAUAUUUACCGCUAUCAAGACAACGUAUUGAAAUUUACGAAAUGUUUGUUUCAUAUGCGCCGUUUCAACGAAAUGAGAAGUAAUCGGUUAAUCGAUUAACUUUUACCGAUUCAAUCGAUUGAUAGAUUACUUCCGUUAUUCUUCCUUACAGUUAUACCCAAUUGAUAAGUACUUCGGUUAUGUAUCGAUGCGUGAAAUUGUUUUCAAACUGUUUUUUUUUUCUAACAUUCACAAUUUCGAAGGAUAUACUUCACCUGCACGAUGAAACUUGAUGCAAAUACGACACGUGAGAAAAGAAACAACGGAAUAACAGGUAACAUCGUGUAAGAAAAAUGCAAUUAUACUCAUACUUAGACAUGAAAAUCCUCCAGUUGAAACGUAAUGGAAUUGCAGGGAGUUAUUUAUAUAGGUACAAUAUUAGGUAUUUACACGUACGAGUCUGAGUGAUAAAUAUAAAAAAUCAUUUACUUACGAAUGUUUGAAAUAAAAAUAAGUACAUAUAUUGUAUGUAUAAUACAUUUUAAAUUCUAAACUAAACUAAGCACGUGUCCACAUAUUUGAAAAUAGCAGUGAUCUGAUACGUAGACAAACUAUGAUUAUAACAAAUUGAUUCUCUGCUGAAAAUACGUUCUAUUAUACUGUGGGAGAAGAUAAUCCGCGCGCGUCGCAAGAAUGAAAAAUAUGCAAUAAAUUUCGAGUUCAAGCGAUUAGAACGAUGAGAAAACUUUGUUUCACGUUUUCGUUUUUCAAACUUUGCAAAGUUUUUACAACAAACUCUAGGAACACGUGUUGGAUCAAUAGUUUUUUGUAAUAAGGCUGAUAGUAAUGAACUCACCGGGUGAGCCGUAUAAUUUAGUAGUUUCAAGAUCGUUAAUUAUAGAGUUUAGUUAUUUUUUAUCUUUGUUUGUUCACGAUGUAACGUAGCAACGUGUGUGAAUAAUAAUGUUAAAUAUCGUUACAGUACAACGCGUAUCAUCGGACGAUGCAACGCAAGCGCGUGAGUCGUAACAUUGUACGUAUACCGUUCUAUAUAUUUUAUCAGGAUAAACUAAGAACAUAUUUUUCGUUGCGCGUCUAGGUGAUAAGAUAUUUCAUAAUUUUCUUUCGCGACAUUCUU